AUGACCGCCUUGCUGGUUCUCAGUCUUGCGGCACUGGCCGUGUCGCAAACCACUUGUCAAUCAGUCACGCUGAACCUCCAGCAGAAGGUGCCUGCUGGCGCUUCGAAGCUCAUAGACUCCUCGUUCCCGAGCUUUGCGAUUCAGGGGAGCUCGUUUGCGUCUUACACGGGAAAUGCAUCUCACCCAAAUACCUUUUCGCGAAACCUGAUUCGCUCCGUCGAGGAGCGCACCGGCGGCCCUCUCGUCGUUCGCGUCGGCGGCACAAACACAGACUACUCCAACUUUAACCCAGACCAAGCCCUGCCCGUCACGCCGCCCCAGCAAGGCGCCGGCAUCGGACAAAAGUUUGUCUUUGGGCCCGUCUUCUACGAGGGCUUCCGCAACUGGCCCGGCACGCGCUGGGUGUACGACGUGCCGUUCGCCAAGAGCAACAAGACCAAUUCGCAGUACGAGGCACGCGCCGCCGUCGACAACAUCGGGCUUGAGAACCUCGAGGCGUUAGAGAUUGGCAAUGAGGUCGACCUGUAUGUUAAGCAGGGCUCGCGGCCCGGGGGGUACGGGCCCGCCGAGUUCUCGGCCGAUUGGCGCGCGUACGCGGACUGGCUCGUGGGUGCGCUAGGGCUGCCCGCUGGGCCGUUGUUCCAGACGUUGACUCUGUCGUCGGCCCAUGCCGCUCCUUUCAGCGCACAAUCCGUGUUUGAUGCCGGAAUAACAGACGGAAACUUGGUCAAAUCAGUUUCUCUCCACCACUAUGAAUACACAAAUACCACCACUGGCCUGCAGUCCACCUUGAUGAACCACACGUUUGUCAAAGACGGACUCAACGCCUACCUUCCAGACUUUGAGUACAUGCAGGCGCAUUACUCAAAUGUGCAGGUCGUUCUAGGCGAGUCCGGGAGGUAUACCGACAAGCAGAGCUCCAUUGACCAAUCCGAAGGCAUCUUUGGGUCAGCACUCUGGACAGCAGACUACCUGCUGUACGCAGCGUCCUUGAACGUAACGAGGGUAAACAUGCAGCUUGGGCAAGUCUUUGGCUACGUCGCCUGGCACCCUAUAGCCUUUGACGGCCUGCAGCCCGAGGUGCGCUCCCCAUACUACGGCCACCUUCUCGUCGCCGACUUCAUCGGCAAGAGCAAGGCGUUCCGGGUCAGCGAGGUGCAGACAAACGACGACCUCGUCGCCGCCUACGCCGGGUACGAGCAGGACCAGCUGCGGCGCGUGGCCAUCAUCAACUACAAGGUGUGGCAAAAGGGCAGCGGAGCGCGUCCGGCGCGCACGUUUACGCUGCCGGUGCCGCGGGGCGUCCGAUCCGUCAAGGUGCAGACGCUGACGUCUUCCGGGGGUGCGAGCGUCAACGGAACCGCGUCUUGGGCUGGCCGCACGUGGACGUACGAGAACAAUGGCGUUGGGGAGAAGGUGCCGGGCCUGGACGAGUUUACGACUGUGCCUGUCUCCGGGGGUAGGGCGAAUGUCAAAAUUGGGGCCAGUGAGGCGGUGAUUGUCCACAUUUGA
Messenger RNA from Purpureocillium lilacinum, 1512 nucleotides. RefSeq lists its product as uncharacterized. NCBI's taxonomy places the organism in Eukaryota, Fungi, Ascomycota, Sordariomycetes, Hypocreales, Ophiocordycipitaceae. The record is from RefSeq and is a predicted model, not a curated record.